AUGGUAACCAUUACCCCCACAAGCUCCCUAGCCGGAGACGUUCUCCUCUUUGAGGUGCCAGCGCCACGAGACGAGAAAUGGAUCGCUCAGCUCCAGGAACGAUACCCUGGGCUGGAGAUUCGGUGGCACACGUCUGAGUUGACCAUGAUGCCAAAGCCCCUACCGGAUGAGGUGUACGACGGAGUUACUUUGUUGGUCGGGUUCAUGCCUCACCCGGCCGAAAAGCUGCCCAAAGUCAGAUAUGUCCAGCUCAUGUCUGCCGGAGCCGACAGGUGGACCACCAACGACCUCUACAAAAACCCCAAUGUCACCUUCUGCACCGCCAAUGGGACCCACGCGCCCCAAAUCGCAGAAUGGGUCAUUGGCACCUGGCUCAUGGCAAACCACCAAUUCCUCAGCUACGCCGAGCAACAAAAGAAGGCUACCUGGAACCGUCAGCCAUCUCUCCACAUUGAAGACUCGCCCGGCCUACGGAUGGGAAUCCUGGGGUACGGUGCCAUUGGCAGGCACUGCGCGCGGCUAGGUCAGGCUCUCGGAAUGGAAGUCUACGCCUACACCCGCCGCGAAAAAGCCACGCCCGAGGCAAGAAAGGAUGACAGCUACGUUGUCCCCGGAACAGGAGACCCCGACGGUCUGAUCCCGGUCAAAUGGUAUCACGGCUCCUCCAAGGAGUCAAUCAACGAGUUCCUCGCCCAGGACCUUGAUCUGCUGGUCAUCAGCCUGCCUCUCACAGACGCGACCAAGUACAUCAUCAGCAAAGAACAGUUUGAUAUUUUGGCCAAGAAAAAGACGUUUGUGUCAAAUAUUGCCCGGGGUCAGCAUAUCAACUCGGAUGAUUUGAUUGAAGCCUUGAAGGAAGGGAAGAUCAGGGGUGCGGCACUCGAUGUGGCGGACCCUGAGCCACUUACAGACGGCCACCCGCUUUGGAGCGCGCCCAAUGUGUUUAUCACGCCUCAUGUCAGCUGGCAGACACCCCAUCUGUUCCAGCGCAUCCAGGCGGUUGUUGAGAGGAACUUGGAGGGGUUGAGCGGGCAGAAACCGACGUUGAUCAAUGUCAUGAACAAGACGCACGGGUAUUGA
Messenger RNA from Podospora anserina S mat+, 1080 nucleotides. RefSeq lists its product as uncharacterized. Gene Ontology annotation, molecular function: NAD binding. The coding region runs from base 1 to 1080 and encodes 359 amino acids. The record is from RefSeq and is a predicted model, not a curated record. The transcript is spliced from 2 exons. NCBI's taxonomy places the organism in Eukaryota, Fungi, Ascomycota, Sordariomycetes, Sordariales, Podosporaceae.